AUGACCGGUUCCACUGAGGGAAACGGUCCCUCCUACAUCUCCUCUCAUUCUGCCGAUGUAAUCCUCUCUGACAUUCGACCUAUAAAGCUCAAAAUCGAGGCUCUGAAAUCCAUCAAUGUCCUCCUUGAUGAGUUUCUCUACAACAUUCUUAGCGCCUCACACUCUCUUUCCACGGACAAGCUCAGAGCGAGUCUACUCAGCCUACUUCCGACGAGUCUUGGGAAAGAAGCACUACUGGAAGCCGAGGUUGAGUUGAGGGCGUAUUGGGAGCGUACAGCGCCAGCAGGCAUAACGCCGCCGCGAGAAGACGAUUCUCGGACUUUCAACCUUCAGUGGGCCUUCGAGCUCUUACGUCUCAAAUGCGAGGCAUUUUCAACAUUGAACGAAGCCGACGAAGAUCCAGGCACUGAAACUCAUAUCAAUGAACGCCUCGGAAGGUCUGGUGCUUCCCCGCCUAAGGCGGCCCUCGUGGCUCCAGCAGCCCUAUAUUUGACAGCCAUCCUUGAAGCGACCUGCGAGCAUAUUCUAUCGAACGUGGGACGCGUCGCUGCGCGCGAUAGCAGCCGAACGAGUGCAACUGUCAACGACUUAUUCGUUGCCUUGUGUGAAGACGAUUCCAUAUAUUGUCUGUUUCGGGCCAUGAAAGUAUAUGACCAGAUUGAACAACUCUCUAAAAACCCAAAAUCAAGACGAAGUAAAUCAUUCUCACGCACUGACAAAGCCUCCAGCUCUCGCACUUCUUCUCCACAUCACGAACUGGCUCUGGUUAACUCUCUGACUGGCUCGCGUUCUCGUCAAUCUUCAGAAGGUUCUGUCAUGACAACCACCGUCACCGCUUCCACUGUUGGUUCGAGAUCGUCGUUUGACAAAACAAGAGCCAUGAGGAUGUUUGUAUCGAACAGCAAGGCAUCGCUUGAAAGAGAUGGGAGCCAGAAUAGGCACAAGAAAUCGGAAUCUGUGAUGAGCGAAAAUUCGCGGCAAAUAGGACCUGAAGAGAAUGAUGUUGCGGAGGAUGUCGCCAUGCUUCAAGAGUUUGAUGAUUUGAUGCGUUCUACAUCAACGAUGAAGGUGUCCCUAACUCCUGACCGGCUCAAAACAAUGGAGGUGUACAAACAAGAAAAAGAUCAACGCAGUAAUCGGAGGCCUGUGCCGCUGUCCUUCAAACCUGAAACAGAGCCCCCUUCUUCUCAUACGCCCCAAGGAACUUCUCUUCGCCACGUCGACUCCAUUGUCGAGGACGACGAGGAAAGCUCCUCACCAAAGCAAUUCCGAACCCAUCGAAUUCGCCAAGCCAGUGUUGCAACUCCGCCAAGUGCCUCCUCCUCCACUGUCCCAAACCGUACUCGCUCGGUUUCUGCAAGCGCUGGAAGUCGUAACGUAGCCAGAACACCCGUCCGCUCACCCAACGGGAACGUCCCAUCCUCAUUCCUCCCACCCGUCGCUUCUCCGCCUCCGUCUUCCAACGCUAAGAUGGUUCAGAGUCGUGAGCAUCUCAUGCAUCGCGGCCGAGAAGAUAGUGGUUUUCCUUCAAGAACUCGCAUCAUCCAGAAGAAUCGUGAAUCCCUUGAUCUUGACGAUGUAAUGGGAGGUUCUGACGACGAAGAGGAUCUCAGCUUUACUUCAGCAAAGGUAAAACCCAGACAACCUGUCUCCCCAAAACGUUCCACAACUACGCAUCCCGUCUCAGCUCGAACUCGAGAAUUGAUGGACUUCUUAGCUGAAGGACCCCCUGAGCCUCCCGUAUCGAAGGAGGGGAAAGAGUUGCUCGAUUUUCUUGCGCAGGGCCCCCCCAGUCCCCUUUACAACUCCAGCGCUAUUUCGCUCGACUCUAAACCUAAGGCGGGCCGGCUGCAAAGAAUGAUUUCAAAGUUAAAUCUAGGUAAUCCAGAGAAAGCUAAGGGAUCCUCAAGUAGUCCACUCAAACCUGCACAACUCAGCACAGGGAGGCAAGGCGUUGAACGUAGUCCCAUGCAACACAAAUCUUCCACUGCUACUCUCUCCUCCUUGGCUAAUCGGCCGAUACCUCCUCGCCCACCUCGCCCUAUUUCGCCUCCUUCCUCUCCUUCUCCAUCGCGAGGUUCGUUCGACGAGAAUUUCGCUGGUGGAUCUCCUCGCACCCCAUUCGUUCCUCAGGAGGCCGCUGCCGUCAAGGGCAACCUGGCAAACUCCGUUCCAACAAUACCCCACACGAAUAAAGAAGUACAAGAAAAACCCUUAAGUCGGGCAUUAUCCUCCCCUGUUAAUGGCAACGGGAAUACCAAAAAUGGUUAUAGCGUGGUCCCUACCAAUGAUACCCUUCCCAUUAUACCUUCACGGACUACUUCGCACCCAGCAUCGCCCACCCGAAAGCCCGUCCCUGCGAUUUCCCCCUCAGUCAUGACCACUGAUCCCCCCGCGACUACCCCUACUAUCACUUCUCAGGCGCUGUCAGCCACAGAUGCUCGCGACAUGCAUCGUCUUCUUUCCAGUGCUACGACUGCCGAUGAGUGUCGUAUCAUCUUCGACAUGUUUCUAGCAAGGUCUGGAGUUGCUGGCGAGCCGAAACCCAUGGUUGUUCCGUAUCCUUCGCCAUCGCCUUCUCUCGUGAAGCAAUCCCAUUUUACUGCCAAGGAAACCUCUUUGGAAACCUCCCUGGUGGAACUUCUACUUGGUGGAAGUGCUGUCUCUGAGGUCCCACCACGCCCACGACGUCAACGCCCUUCGAAGCCAGAAGAUUCCUCAUCUACAUGAUGUUGUCAAGAGAUGAAUUCUAUCCCCGGAAUUUCAAAGAUCCACGACUUCCCAUCUGCACAAAGCCAUUCCGUUACCCCGGAAUUUGGUGGACAACAUCGUAACGUUCCCACUCCUCUAUACCUAUAUAUCCCCUGCUAAGAUUCGUUCGUAUCUGGAACUCCUUUGUUUUAUUGUAUUACUCAGCAGUAGCGCGUUGUUCGAGUACCUCCUUACAAACCCCUCCAUUCUUUUUAAGUACUUGUUCUUGACUGAGAUAAUUGUAAUGUGUUGAUGCAAUCACUACUGGUUUGGUGU
Molecule: messenger RNA, 3027 nt
Organism: Laccaria bicolor S238N-H82
Lineage: Eukaryota; Fungi; Basidiomycota; Agaricomycetes; Agaricales; Hydnangiaceae
Exons: 8
Coding region: 1-2730 (909 amino acids)
Molecular function (GO): protein heterodimerization activity
Source: RefSeq, a predicted model, not a curated record